AUGUUCCGGUUCACUUCACCACGUCCUGCCCUCGCUGCCACAAACCUGUGUGCUGGUGCGUACCUCGCGGUCUCGCGUUUCGCCUGGAGGGCCCCUUGCUCAGGGUCGCCCAGUGCAGGAAUGGCGGACAAGUUGCCUCCCUCGUCUUCCUCCUCCUUUUCUUCGGUCUUGUCUGCUCCAUCGUCGGCCGGCGCAUGCACGGAGGCUGCAACGCCACGUGCGAUUGCGUCUUCUCCAGCGAACGCGUGCUGUCGGCCUCCCAUUCGUCGCCCUCGCGCAAUUUCCUUUUCUGGUCAAGCCGAAGCGAGCGACGACCCUUCUCCUGACCCGCGCGGUCGGUCUAGCCCCUGGGAAGCAGCGAGCCCAUGCGCGUCGUCUACGCCGAUGUCGCACGCUAAUGCCAGCCUAGAGCACGACGAGGGUGAGGCCCUCGUCUCUGCCGCCUCAGCGCCUGCGGACGUCCAAGUGGCCGCGCGGCGGGGACCGGCAGCAAGCGACGGACGGGCUCGACAGCGGAUGCCUGCGUCAUGUUCUGUACCCUCUGCGAGUGCGGAGGACACGGCAGAGGGGGGGCACGCGCGGCGCGGAGUGCCGCCGCCGAAGGCUGAUGCCGGCAGUUCGUCGCGGACUGGGUCUCGGUCUUGCUCACACUGCGCCAGCAACGGCUCUGUGGGCGACUGGUGUGCGCAGUGCCCGCCCCAGUCAGGCCGCACGUUCGCUUCUCGCGUCGCGUCCGGGCGGGCGCCGCGGUCGCCGGGGCUUAUCCACCUCGCGGAUAACGCUUCACCCGUGCGGGCGUGCGCAUGUGGCUCAGUCCUUCGAGCGCGAAGUCCUGCGCGAACUCUGAAAGAGGCGCCCGCAGAAACCCUUCAUUUCGCCUCGUCGGUCGACGCGCUCUCGGAUGUCUUGCCCGGGAAUGACACAGUGGCGCGCCUCCCCGCGUGGAAGGGCGAGGGCUGCGCCUCGCCCAUGCCCAUGCCACAUUCGUUUCCCUGCUCUGCACCGGACGCCGUCAAACGCCCCCCGGUGCACCCGCAUAAAUAUUUUGUGUCCGGGGAGCGGCAUCCGCAAGGCGCAGCUCAGCCACUCUUGCCGCCCGCCCCGCCACUUCUGCUUUCGGUCCAGAGUCAGGGAGUGGCGCGGAGACGAUCCCUGGAAGAUGCAGGGUCAGCAGACUGUCCGUGGGCUGCGGCGAACUGCUGCAGCUACAGUCAAGCGGCCAAGUCACCCGUCCAGCCCACGCAUGCACGCCGCGUGGUCGUCCCGCACGAGUGCGCGCCCCCUGAACGACAGCGAAGCUUUCAGGCGUUCCUUGGCCCCAAGGGCACGUAUAAUGUUCUGCACAGGUGGCGAUACACGCACGGGUAUCUGGACCUAAUUCUGAACGACAGAUUCCACGCGAUUCUUGCCAUGAAGUGGGCGUACCUCGUCAUCCUCGUCUUCGCUGUCGUCUUUGGAUGGGCGGUCGUCUUAGCCGUUAUCCUGGCCGUUAUUACGGAAGGUGACGUUCAGAGGUGUCUGGGUCCCGAUGCGCAAGAUGUGCUUGACUUUUACUUUUUCGUUGUGGAAACGAUGUUCGCGAUCGGCUACGGCAGUCCCCGGGCGCCAACCUGCCGAGCGAGCAGUUUCUUUGUCACUCCCACUGUCGUAUCCGGCAUUCUGCUCAACUCCGUCAUCCUUGGAGUUGUUUUUCAGAAGUUCUCGGCGGCUUCAAAACGAAAAUGGGCCCUCGCGUUUUCCAAUUGUCUCGUUGGACGCAUGAGCCCGCUGCCGCACCAGCACGGACCCGCUUCUACGCUUGUCACGGACGACCGUCUCGCGAGUCGGGAGAUUUUGUACGGCAGUUUCCACGGGUCGGCACUGCCGGCGGAGGGCGGAAAGGGAAGUGACACCGGCGGAGGAGACGAAGAAAGUGGACCCUCAAGGCGAGUAGACUCUCAAACGCAGGGUACAGCAAUUGCCGUGAACGGGGAGCCUUGUGCGAGAUCUCCGCGUUGCGGAAGGAACACGCGAGAUCCUAUUCUUGCCGGCGAGAGCGACGCUGACCAGCUUCGAGAGAAACAGCAACCAGAGGGUGCUAAUGGAGGGAAUAGCAGCUGCAUUUCAGUGCCGUGUAGGCUAAUCAUGGAGACUGCGGGCCAGCAAGGUCGGCGAAACAGCACACAGAAAGAAGAGGCUGGCCGACGGCCUUGGACACUCUUGCGUGGAGCGCGGGGAUCGGUGCAAGGCGAGGAAGACAGGAUGCUAGCUGAGGGGCGCGCAGAAGCGGAACGGGAGGGCCCGAGUCUUGCGACACCGCUCCAAGAUAGUCCGAAGCCAGAGGCGAACCCGAGCCGGGAAGCGAGUGAACAGUAUGAGACAGAAGAACACGUGGCCUCAGAAGCACAGAGCACCAGCGACCAAAGUGAGGCUGUGCAUACGUACACUCGUCACGAAACAGACCGCGACAUGUCUCUCUCGGCGUCUGGUUGGGCGCGCCGACGAGCCAGUAGACAUACGGCGCAACCAGCCCAGACUGCUAGUUUGGGAAGCAGGGCACCUGGCGGGCCGCGGGAUGACAAGGCACAUGCAGCGGCACGAGAAGGAGAGCGGUUACCAACUUCUUCAAGCAGCAAGGCACUCGCGAAGGAGUGCUCACUGUCGGCUCGGCCGCUGUGUGUUUCCCUCGGUCGCCUCUUGUUCCCCGCAUGGAAGCAUUAUCGCCUUUCUUUCCGAGUGAUCAAUGUAACGCAUCACUCGUUCUUCAACCCGAAGCUGUGCCUCUACCUCUUGAAGCACAGUGAUCGCGGCCUCCGAAUUCGCCAGUUUCCGACGUACCGCACAGACACGCCUCUGGAGUUUCUGGAAAUGCCGAUUACUGUCACGGUAGACACGCGAGAUCGGGAUUCGCCAUUAAGGGAAGUGACGGCAGGCGAGCUCCAGACAGAAGGCGGUGCCUACGAGAUCCUUUCCCUUCUGUCGUUUACGGACAACCACACGUCUCGGCCGGUUGAGAUUCGUAAAAGCUGGAGCCUUCAGUCCAUCAACUGGGGAGAGGUGUUCUCACCUAUCGUGCGGCCGCCGUACAGCACCAUAACGUCCUCAGGCGGAUACGAAGUGUAUGUGGACUCCCUGAGUUCAACCGAGGUGAGCGCCUUCGUUUUCAUUUCCUAUAGUGCACGUGAGACCGAUCAAAAAUUCUAG
Messenger RNA from Besnoitia besnoiti, 3183 nucleotides. RefSeq lists its product as uncharacterized. The transcript is spliced from 10 exons. Gene Ontology annotation, molecular function: inward rectifier potassium channel activity. Gene Ontology annotation, cellular component: plasma membrane. Gene Ontology annotation, biological process: regulation of monoatomic ion transmembrane transport; potassium ion import across plasma membrane. Bases 1 to 3183 code for a protein of 1060 amino acids. The record is from RefSeq and is a predicted model, not a curated record. NCBI's taxonomy places the organism in Eukaryota, Apicomplexa, Conoidasida, Eucoccidiorida, Sarcocystidae.